Messenger RNA from Ustilaginoidea virens, 3156 nucleotides. RefSeq lists its product as uncharacterized. Gene Ontology annotation, cellular component: clathrin-coated vesicle; actin cortical patch. Gene Ontology annotation, molecular function: actin filament binding; clathrin-cargo adaptor activity; phosphatidylinositol-3,4-bisphosphate binding. The transcript has 5 exons. Bases 1 to 3156 code for a protein of 1051 amino acids. Gene Ontology annotation, biological process: actin filament organization; clathrin coat assembly; endocytosis. NCBI's taxonomy places the organism in Eukaryota, Fungi, Ascomycota, Sordariomycetes, Hypocreales, Clavicipitaceae. The record is from RefSeq and is a predicted model, not a curated record.
AUGACAUCCUUGAGAACUACGGAGCAUACAAAGACCGAUCAGGAGCUUGCCAUCAGCAUCAAAAAGGCGACCAACAGCGAUGAGAUCUCCCCAAAGCGCAAGCAUGUGCGAGCAUGCAUCGUGUAUACCUGGGACCACAGGUCUUCCCAGGCCUUUUGGUCAGGCAUCAAAGUACAACCCAUCCUUGCCGACGAGGUGCAGACGUUCAAGGCUCUCAUCACAAUUCACAAGGUUCUCCAAGAAGGACAUCCGUCUACGAUCAAAGAAGCCAUGGCCAACAGGAGCUGGAUUGAUGGCCUCAGCCGCGGAAUAUCCAGUGACGGCAUCCGUGGCUACGGUCCUCUGAUAAGCGAAUACGUGUAUUACCUCCUGGCCAAACUUUCCUUCCAUCAGCAGCAUCCCGAGUUCAACGGAACCUUUGAGUACGAAGAGUAUCUCAGUUUGAAAGCCAUCAAUGAUCCGAACGAAGGCUACGAAACAAUCACCGACCUCAUGGUGUUGCAGGACAAGAUCGAGAAGUUCGAGAAAUUAAUCUUUUCUCAUUUUCGUAGUGUUGGCAACAAUGAGUGUCGUAUUUCUGCUCUGGUGCCACUUGUGCAAGAGAGCUAUGGAAUCUACAAGUUUAUCACGAGCAUGCUCCGCGCCAUGCAUUCAAUCACGGGAGACGACGACGCUCUGCAACCGUUGCGCGAAAAAUAUGAUGCUCAGCAUUAUCGCCUGGUCAAGUUUUAUUAUGAAUGCUCUAACCUGCGAUAUCUCACGAGCCUGAUAACCAUUCCCAAGCUGCCACAGGACCCGCCAAACCUGCUGGCGGGUGAUGAUGAAGCCCCGGCACUGCCUGCAAGACCCAAGCAAGAGAUUCUGCGGCAGCCCAGCCCUCCUGCCGAACCAAAGUCGCAAGAACCCGACGAGAUCUCCGAGUUCUGGAAAAGCGAGUUGGAUCGUCAGAAUCGGGAAUAUGAGGAGCAGCAACGAGUUCUCGAGGAGAGGCAGCAGACGGCGCUGCUCGCUCAACAGCAAGCCCAGCAACAGGCCCGGAGAGAGUUUGAGGAACAGCAACGCCGCCUCGCAGAGCAGCAACAACGGGAGCAGGAGGCGCUGCUAGCGCAACAGGCACAAUGGCAAACCCAAGGCCGGCUGGCGGAGCUGGAACGGGAGAAUCUCAACGCGCGCGCCCAGUAUGAGCGCGAUCAACUGAUGCUGCAGCAGUACGAUCAGCGUGUCAAGGCUCUCGAGGGUGAACUGGCGCAUUUGCAAAAUAGCCUUGGCCAGCAAAUGACUAGCAAGGACGAUCAGGUCCGGGCUCUGCAGGAGCAGGUGAAUACCUGGAGAACAAAGUACGAGUCACUGGCGAAGCUCUACUCCCAACUCCGGCACGAACAUCUCGAUCUCCUGCAAAAGUUCAAGGCUGUGCAGCUCAAGGCCGCCAGUGCGCAGGAGGCAAUCGACAGGAGAGAAAAGCUGGAGCGCGAGAUCAAGACGAAGAACCUUGAGCUUGCCAACAUGAUCCGUGAACGAGACCGCGCCCUUCAUGACAAGGACCGGCUGAACGGCAGUAACAGGGACGAGGUCGAGAAGCUAAAGCGAGAGCUUCGAAUGGCGCAAGACAGGGCAGACAACCUGGAGCGUAGCAAAGGCAACGAGCUCUCGACAAUGCUGGCCAAGUAUAACCGCGAGAUGAGCGACCUGGAGGAAGCCCUCCGCAACAAGUCGAGAGCGCUGGAAGAGUCGCAGGAACGGAUGAGAGAUGGCAACUCUGAUCUUGAGCAGCUUCUGCGAGACAAGGAAGUAGAGCUGGAGGUGUACAAGGCUGGGAUGGACGAGGCCCUGGUCAAGCUGAACGACUUGGAGAAGAACCAAGGGGCAACCGACGAGGCACUGGACGGCCAGAUUGAUGCCUUGAUCAUGACUAACCUGGAGAAGAUCAACGCCAUCAUUGACUCUGUCUUGGAGGCGGGAGUAGUCAGAGUCGACGAUGCUCUCUACGAACUCGACUCGUCAAUGCAGGCUGGGAACCAGAAUGCCUCGCCGUCGUUUGUGCUGUCGCAGAUUGAAAAGGCCUCGGACAGCGCCACCGAGUUCGCGACGGCGUUCAACAGCUUCAUCGCUGACGGACCCAACAGCACCCACAAGGAGCUUAUCAAGGCCAUCAACGUCUUCGCCGGCGCCGUUGCCGACGUUUGCAGCAACACCAAGGGCCUCAGUCGACUCGCGACCGACGACAAGAAGACGGAUUCGUUGAUGACGGGGGCCAGACAGUCGGCGGAAUCCAGCAUUAAAUUCUUCCGCAACUUGCUAAGCAUCCGGCUGGAAGAGCUGGACACGGAUCAGAAAAUCGACGUCGUCAUCAACAGAAAUCACGACGUUCAGAUGCAUCUCCAGAAGCUGAACAAGCUGGUAGAGGCGUUUGCCCCCGGUUUCGGCAAACUCGCCAGCAAGAAGGGGGAUCUGGGUGUUUUGGUGGACUCGGAAUUGAACAAGGCGGCCGAUGCCAUUGCCGCAGCCGCUGCCCGCCUGGCCAAGCUCAGGAACAAGCCGAGGGAGGGAUACUCUACGUACGAACUCAAGGUGCACGACUGCAUCUUGGACGCAGCACUGGCCAUCACGGAUGCGAUAACCCGGCUCAUCAGGGCCGCUACCGUUGCGCAGCAGGAAAUCGUCCAGGCGGGCAGGGGGUCGUCGUCGCGCACAGCCUUCUAUAAAAAGAACAACCGGUGGACCGAAGGCCUCAUUUCUGCGGCAAAGGCGGUCGCUUCGUCCACAAACGUCCUCAUUGAAACCUCGGACGGCGUCUUAUCGGACCGCAACAGCCCGGAGCAACUCAUUGUGGCCUCGAACGAUGUGGCUGCUUCGACGGCCCAGCUGGUCGCUGCCAGCCGGGUCAAGGCUGGCUUCCGGUCCCAGAGCCAGGAGAAUCUGGAGCAGGCCAGCAAGGGAGUCGGGGCAGCAUGCAGAGCCUUGGUACGCCAGGUCCAGAGCAUGAUCCGCGACCGCAGCCAAGAGGACGAGCAAGAGGAUUACUCGAAGCUCGGGGCUCAUGAGUUCAAGGUGCGCGAGAUGGAACAGCAGGUCGAGAUUCUCAAACUGGAGAAUUCAUUGGUCGCGGCUCGACAUCGAUUGGGGGAGAUGCGCAAGAUCUCCUACCGGGAAGAGUAG